AUGCCCAGGUGGACGGCUGCUCCGUCCACCAUCGGUCCCACUGCUUCCCUCAAGACGAAGCUUGGUGCAGUGCAAGUGUACGGCAUAAGGCACAACCGAUUUUUGAAUACGGAUGACGGCUCUGUAAUGGAACUGUCAAACGUCAAUACAAGUCUAGGAAGACCGUCCCGCGUGGAAACGGAUGCGGCAACUGUUCGGGCUGAACAGAUCUUUCCUGCCUACCUCCAACUUCGAGAUAGCAACCUUCAUCUGUGUCGCUCGAACUGUGAUGGAGUCAACCCAUCGUGGAGUGGAAAUCAAACAGUUGUUGUAUCAAACAGCGAGGGUUUUUGUCCUGUUCUCGGUACGGAAGAGGUUGCUGUGGUGAUAAAGAGAGUCUCAAAGAGACGAUACAAGCUCCUGUGCGAAGUGGUUGUUCUUCUUACGAAUUGUGGUGCAUCCAGUGAAGCGGCCCUUCGGUCAGAAAUGGUUACUUGA
Molecule: messenger RNA, 477 nt
Organism: Ostertagia ostertagi
Lineage: Eukaryota; Metazoa; Nematoda; Chromadorea; Rhabditida; Trichostrongylidae
Source: the annotation of a GenBank genome assembly